Paralichthys olivaceus (Japanese flounder) is the source of this 6070-nucleotide messenger RNA. The record is from RefSeq and is a predicted model, not a curated record. NCBI's taxonomy places the organism in Eukaryota, Metazoa, Chordata, Actinopteri, Pleuronectiformes, Paralichthyidae.
CUUCUUCUUCUUUUUCUUCUUCUUCUACUUCUUCGUCUUCUUCUUCUACUUCUUCCUCUUCUUCACUCCCAUAAAAAGGUAGCUAAAGUGACAGCAGCGCCACUAUGUUUUUUUUCCACGGGUAAUUGGAGUCACAGAGUUUGUUAAUGAGAAGAAGUAAACUUUGGAAAAAGGACAUUUAGGAAAUGAUUAUAGUUUUAAAGACGCUUCCAGGAAACCAUUCACUUCCAGCUGGAGCAGAAGUGGCCUCUGCUGUUAGCUGAGUUUGUGACCUUUCUUCUCCAGGUAGCUGACAUGUGGACCAAGAUGGCAGCCACAGAAAAGAAGCCAAAUCAUCCUGGAUAUGAAUGCUGCCAUCCUGAGGAUUUCAGAGCCGGGUAAUUGAGCAGCGGUGGCGAGUUUGUGCCAAUGCACGUGCUCGAACAAUUAUACUGGACCCAUCUCUGCAGCAGCUCUCGACAAGAUGACCUGCCUCAAAGUUUACCUGCGGAAGACCACUGCCAACUCCCCGCAGACAUCGUCCUUCCUCCUCAGUACCCACGGUCAGCUGAAGCUGUCAAUCGUCCAGGAACAGGAAGUCCUUGUUGUUAGUGUUCUGGAGGCAAGGGGCAUGCUGGAAGAGUGCCAGGGGGCAUGUGACUCUUAUGUUAAGGUUGGCAUGUCCCCAGACAGUGAUCCUACAGACAGACAGAAGACUCAGAUGGUCCCUCACUGUAGGAACCCCAUCUUCCUACAAACCUUUUACUUUGUUGUCAGUGAGGGGGACCUUCAUAAGAGACUGCUCUUCACAAUGUGGAACUCUGACUCCACAACGAGGAUGAGUGCACUGCUGGGUUGCUUGAGCUUCGGUGUCCGUUCCCUCAUGGACAGAGACGAGGAAGUUCAAGGAUGGUACUACCUACUGAGGGAAGAGCUGGGGAGGAAGAAGCAUCUUAAAGUGCCCACACAACACAACGACCACACCACCGACGCUGUGCUGUCAAACCAUGGUGCUGCCCCCGAGACCAAUCGCCCUGAGAAUAUGCAAUGCUUAACAGUGACCAUCCUUCGAGGAAAGGAUGGAUAUGGCUUCACCAUCUGCUCUGAUUCCCCUGUGAGGGUACAGGCUGUUGAUCCAGGGGGUCCAGCAGAUCAGGCAGGUCUGCAACAGUUGGACACUCUCCUGCAGCUAAAUGGGCAGCCAGUGGAGCAGUGGAAGUGUGUGGACUUAGCCCACGCGAUCAGAAACAGCACCAAUGAAAUCAAGGUGGUGGUGUGGCGCACCGGCCCCUCAGCUAAACCUAAUUUUGAGGGCCUCAUCCACCGGCCCUCGUACAAGCCCUCCACCUCAAACUAUGACACCCCCUCGCCCCCUACCCGCAGGCGUGCGCCGGAUCUUGGCACCAGCAAAACCCCGCCUGCAGUGCCGCCUCUCCCCGCUCACCACCGUGCCACUGCCGCCCGCAGGCUGCUGGUCAAUGGCUCUGAACCUGGAAACAGCAGCGGCUUAGGCAUGGGGACCCUCGCGUGGGGGGCCCAGGGGGGGUCUGCUGAGGAGCUGGACGGGAAGCCGCGACAUCUCCACCACCCGCACACUGCCACACUGAAGGGUACCAGGGUCAAGGCCUCCAACGGGGACAACUACAUCAUCCUGGCGCCCAUCAACCCUGGAAGCCAGAUCUUAAGGCCUGUUUACCAAGACAACCAGGGAACAUUAGCAGCCAGGUUAUACCCAACACGUCAGGCCUCUGGUCCACAACCCCAAACCCAGACUGGUGGUGGACGCUCUGCUUAUUCUGGCGGUAUGAGCGGAGGAGGAGGCGGCGGCAGCAGCAGCAGUGGUGGUGGAUUCUCAAGCCGCACUGGCUUCCUAAGACGGUCUAACAACUCCAAGACGACAAAGACGUCCUCUACCUCCACGAAUGCAGGUGGAUCCAACUACCAGCAGCAGAACGCCAACUUUGCAAACUACCAGAACUGCACAAUUGUCCGCUCGCAUACUCCACAUGGCAAUUAUGGAUACGUGAAGGUGGCACCCAAGAUCCUUAUCUUCCCCAUUUUUGUUCAGCAGAAAGAAAAAAGACUCCCUCUUAGCUGUUUAGGAGAGCAUUUGGAUUUUGGAGCUGAAAUGGAUUUGCCUCUUGACCUGUGCAGCCGAACGCUCAUCAUAUCUGAGGAGAUGAUACUACAUGAGAGCAAGCACCACUCUCUUAAGGUAACAGUGUUCGUAUACAAUGACCUGAUGCUGGUGACAAGAGAAGAUGAACCAGGCAGAUGUAACGUGCUUCAGAGCCCCCUGUACCUCAGACAGCUGCGGCUCCAGGACGAUUAUGCUGAAGAGCUGAGGUUCUACCUUAUUCACAUGACCGAGAAGUGUGACUGCCUGCUGAGCCUGGAAGCCUUUUCAGCAGACCAGAAGCGCCGUGUGUGUCAGUGCCUGAAGGACAACAUUGACAAGCAGCUCCAGCUUCACAGGAGGGAGCCUUCUAUUCCGCAUCACUUUGAACAGAUGUUGGAGCCUAAGGUGGAUGACCCUUCAUGUGAACUGGGCGGAGUAGGAGGAGAUAGAGGAGGUGUGUGCCUCCACCUGCCCACCCGCAGCUCAGAGGGCGAUGAGAGCAGUCUCUAUCCUUCGAGCCCCUCGGAGCCUCGGACCCUGGGAAGCCCUCACCCCUCCGAGUCACUUACCCCUUUGGAUGAGAUCUACAUGCCCCUUGGUGGUCUGAUGGGAUCCGAGGAGCGACAUAAGGUGCCUCCCACACCACCUCCUUCCACCGAGGGUGAGGAUUGCAAGAGCAUUGAGGGAAAUGAGAUGGAGAUCUGGAGACAGAUGAAGAAUGGGGCGCACAUGGAAGAGGAGGAAGAGGAGGAAGAUGGGGCCAGCAGAAGAAGUGUUGUAAGUGAGGGGGAAGAGAAGCCCUAUUAUAGAGGGGAGGAGGAGGGAGAGAUGAAUGAAGAGGAGGUCAACCUGAACCUGGUAGUGUCAAACACAGAUGAGGACAACGCCUCGGAGCCACCCGACACCAACGCUCCUCCCUCCUCCUCCUCAUCUUCAUUUGUCAUCCCUGAGCUGCGACUUGAUCGCUCCUUCAGCGCCGAUGCCCUCUCCUCACCCAACACCGAUGAAGAAGAGUACGACGAAGAUGAGGAUGACGACGACGAGUCUGAUGAUGAGGAUGACGAAGAGGACAGCGACGAUGCCUACCUGCAGAGGAGCGACAGCAAGCGGCGCAGCAUGGUGGAGGCUGCCACCUGUGAGAAACACGGUGGAGGGGGGCUCAGCGUGCAGAAUUCCCUCCGCAGGCGCACCCACAGUGAGGGGAGCCUCCUGCAAGAUCCCCGAGCGCCUUGUUUCACCUCCGACAACGCCAUCAACUGCCUAGAGGCCGGGGGAGCGCACCACAAGGGCGGCUGGACGCUGCCAUCGCCCAAAACCCUGAAGAAAGAGCUGACCAAGAAUGGAGGCUCAAUGCAUCAGCUGUGUAUGCUGUUCUCUGGGAGGAAGCUCAGCUCCGGAUCCCCCUGUAGCUGCGAGGUCGGCCCUGAAGGGACAAAGAAGAAGAAGUCCAAGAACCUGGCCAAAGACAUGAAGAAUCGACUGGCUUUCCUGCGGAGGAGGAAUGAAUCCCCAGGAAGCAAUCCAGCCAGCAAGUUAGACAAGUCUAUGAAGUCAGUCAAGCCCACCCCAGAGGAGGCACUGAAAUGGGGGGACUCGCUCGACAAGCUGCUGGCACACAAAUAUGGUCUGGCGGCGUUCCGAGCUUUCCUGCGCACCGAGUUCAGCGAGGAGAAUCUGGAAUUCUGGCUGGCCUGCGAGGAGUACAAGAAGAUCAAGUCGCAGUCCAAGAUGGCCUCGAAAGCCAAGAAGAUCUUUGCAGAAUACAUCGCCAUCCAGUCAUGUAAAGAGGUAAAUCUGGAUUCGUACACCAGAGAUCACACCAAGGACAACCUGCAGAAUGUGACACGCUCCUGCUUUGACCUCGCGCAGAGGCGGAUAUACGGGCUGAUGGAGAAGGACUCAUAUCCCCGCUUCCUCCGCUCAGAACUCUACUUGGACUUAAUCAACCAAAAAAAGCCCAGCUCCACUUCGACUUCGUCUUCGUCAUAAGAGACCAGGAAAAGAUGAGAAAGCGAGAAGAUGAUGAGAGAAAAGCGGGGCAGACUUGAAAAACACACAUCAGGGCGGGUGGGAUGUGAGGUUCUUUGUUUGCCUUUUUUUAUUUGUAUAUCUCUGUGUGUGUCAUCCUGUCCACUAUUUUAUUUGAAUUUUUUUGUGGUGUGACAUGACGCGGCAAAGCUCUAUGGCACUGCAAAGGAAUGUAGUUUACAGAGUUACCAGGUGGAUGCAUGAAUGGAUGGACUGAUGAAUGGAUGUUAACCUGAAAAAAUAUAUAUAGAAGCCCACAUACGAGGGCUGGAGCGAGAGCUGGACGCUCGUCUGAUCACUGUUGCGUUUUGUCAGUGUCUUGUGAGAGAAUAAUGACAUUUGUUUGUGUUGUACUGGAGAAAAGGAGGGGUUGCUCCAAAAAAAAAAGAGACCCUGCAGACAUAAAGACAGUCGGGUACUGUUUUGUCACUUUUUUUCCUUUCAUUUUCUUUUUAAAAUCCCCCCGUUCCUCCUCCAUGUCCUAUGUGAAGCCACUUCUAAAGCUGUUGGUACGACGCAACAUCCUUUUUCUGCACGUUUUCAUUUCCAUCGGGGUUGCAAAUCUGUGACGGAGAGAAAAAACAAACGACAAGAUGAUGUCUGAAUGAAAACUAGUCAUCUCUGUUAAACCCCACGAUCUCUCAAAGCUUCUGUAAACCGCUUUCACUUCAUCCAGAAAGACUGUGGAGAGUUACUGUGAGCGCUCAGCAGAGACAGAGACGGGGGCAAAGAACACGACGUGUAUAAAUAACGGAAGGUGUGGGUGUGAAGAAACACAGACGUGUGUCACUCUCACAUUUUCAAAAUCACACUCAAAGCCAGAGAUGGAAAAUAAAAUAAAAGAUGACGACUUGCUUCCUGUCUCCAAAGACUGUUUACAACAAGGAACGACGACUCAAGAAGAAAAAGGAACAACGUUCGGUGCAGCCAAGCAACAUUUCCUUUAACAUUGUAGCUCAUUGUGGACUUAUCAAGGAAGCGUUCUCAGGACAUUGCCACGACAGGUUCCGGCUCUUGUUUUUCUACACACACUCGCUGUUAUAUAUAUUUUUUUUUAUGUUUUAAGAUUUCCGACCUGCACUCCCUACUCUUCUACUGAGCAACGCACGAGAGGCUGCUCGUGUCAUAGUGCGAGGAUAAAAACAAAAAACUGCUUCAUGUUGUACAAAGGUUUGCCUAUUUAUUUAGAUUAACAGGCUGGAUGCUUCAACACACACCCUCACCUCCUCAAAGCACUCGGCUGAAAGCUCUCACUCUCCUCUUAACCACAAACAGGUCCAAUGCUGACCUGAACUUUUAAGUGCAAUAUUGUUUUUUAAUUUUAAUUUUAUUAUUGUUUUUGGUUUCUUUGUUUAUUUGGAUGAUUUAGAUUUUUUUUAACGGGGAAGACGAACGGCUUGAGCUCUGUAUUAACUUUAUUUGUUAAGAGAAGAAAAAAAAACUUUAGAGCUAUAAGGUUGACUUACAACGUAAACUUUCAAGAACCAUUAAGUAGUUUAAAGAAUUUUAAGCAAGUGAUUCUAAUUAUGUGUCGACCCCCCGGCAGCAGGCAGCCGGGGGACGUUAUGGUUGUAAAUAUAAUUCUUUAAGAAAACUAUGUGAUAACACAUUAAAAACAAACAAAAAACAAGAAACGGAUCGGUCUCUGCUGGUGAUGAACGUGGGACCCAGCUGUAUCUAUGUACAUAUGAGAGACUCAAAACUAUAAGAUGACGUGUAUUGUUCAAAAAUGAUAAAAAAUACAACAAUAGGUGAGCGAGAGCAGGUCCAGUCUGCUCCUGUCCCUGGUCAUACACUGCUUGUAAGGAGUUUUAUGAAAUGCAUUUUUAUCAUUUUCACUGUUUACAAUUCAAAAUGCAUCUCCCAUGAUAACAAGUGAAAAACAGUAGAGUACAUUUGGUGUCAUUGCUAAUGAUAAAUAAACCAACCAACUGAUGAAGUAAA